AUGAUUGGCGCAGCGGCUGGCCACGACCUGGAGGUAGCCAGGGAGCACUGUUUCCUCAGCACAGAGGAGGUGGCUACCCUGGAACAGGAGCUGCUGGAGGAUUAUCGUUUUGGGUGGCAGCAGCUGGUGGAGUUAUGUGGUGCUAUGGCUGUGACCAAUGUGUUCCCCUUGCCUGCUCUCUCUCAGAAGCAGAGGAGGGUGCUGGUCAUGUGUGGCUCAGAGCAGAACAGGGCAGUAGGGCUGGUCUGUGCCCGGCACCUAUGGGUGUUUGAGUGCAAACUGACCAUCUUCUACCCAACAUGCUCACUGGACCCACUGCACAGGGACCUAACCACCCAGUGUGAGAAGAUGGACAUCCCUUUCCUGUCCUAUCUGCCCACAGAGGUCCAGCUCAUCAAUGACGCCUAUGGACUGGUGGUGGAUGCCAUGCUGGGCCCUGGUGUGGAGCCCCGUGAGGGGGGGCCCUGCAUGCAUAUGCUGACUACACUCAAGCUGCUGUCCAUCCCCCUUGUGAGCCUGGACAUUCCCUCAGGCUGGGACACUGAGACGGGCGGAGACUCAGAGACGGGUGCGGCCGACGUACUGGUAUCACUGGCAGCGUCCAAGCGCUGCGCUGGCCGCUUCUCUGGGCGCCACCACUUCGUGGCCGGCAGGUUCGUGCCCAACGACGUGCGUCGAAAGUUCGCUCUGCGCCUGCCAGGAUACACAGGCACCGACUGCGUGGCGGCGCUGUGA
This is a messenger RNA of Molossus molossus (Pallas's mastiff bat), 735 nucleotides long. It is a transcript of the gene YJEFN3, whose product is annotated as YjeF N-terminal domain containing 3. The record is from RefSeq and is a predicted model, not a curated record. Lineage: Eukaryota; Metazoa; Chordata; Mammalia; Chiroptera; Molossidae. Gene Ontology annotation, molecular function: NAD(P)HX epimerase activity. Gene Ontology annotation, cellular component: mitochondrion.